CGGGUCACAGGACGCCUAAAAGAGGACCCUUCUCCUGGUGACGUGUUACGUUCCUUUGACAGCGAUAUGUGAAAGUAAACGAUAAAGAAAGAAUUAAAACACUGCCUAGCGUUUGAUUAAGAGGCUUUUACUGUGAUAUCGGUGACGUCUUCUACCGUCAAUGAAGAUGGAGACGCUUUACCAUCAAACCAAUAAACAUAUCCAGGAGAUUCAAUCUCAGAUGGGACGACUGGAGAAAACAGAUCGCGAGUCAGUCCACUUAUUUGAGAAUGAACUACAAGCCAGAAUUGAUCAGAUCUUUAACCAACUGGAGCGACUGGAGAUUCUAGCAAGCAAAGAACCACCAAAUCGGCGCCAAAAUGCCAAACUGCGUGUUGAUCAGUUGAAGUAUGACAUGCAACAUCUACAGACAGCCCUGAGGAACUUCCAGCACAGACGCUAUGCUCGCGAGGCACAGGAGAGAGAGAGAGAUGAGCUUUUGAGCCGAAGUUUCACAACUAAUGAUGCCGACACCUCCAUCCCCAUUGAUGAGACCCUGCAGUUCAAUACCAGCCUUCACAAUGCUCACAGAGGAAUGGAUGACAUUCUGGGCUCAGGCUCUGGCAUCCUUAAUGGCCUAAGAGAGCAAAGAAGCACGCUCAAGGGUACCCAUAAGAAGAUGUUGGAUGUUGCAAACAUGUUGGGCUUGUCUAACACCGUCAUGCGUUUGAUUGAGAAGCGAGCAUCGCAGGACAAGUUCAUCAUGAUUGCUGGAAUGCUGGCUUCUUGUUUUGUCAUGUUCCUGGUGGUGAAAUACCUUAGCUGAACUUUCUGACCUUUAGACCUACUGUCUUGGUGGAGCUCAUCAGUCUGUCUUGGUGGAGCUCAUCAGUGGCGCAUUCCAUCUCUUAUGGACCUUUUUGUGAAAAUGAAAUUUUUAAUUAUGAUCAGAUCCAAUUGUAAUUUUCCUCACUUUAAAAAAAAAAAAAUAAAAUGUCAAAUUUAGUCACUGUU
This is a messenger RNA of Xyrauchen texanus (razorback sucker), 993 nucleotides long. It is a transcript of the gene gosr2, whose product is annotated as golgi SNAP receptor complex member 2. Gene Ontology annotation, cellular component: ER to Golgi transport vesicle membrane; endoplasmic reticulum membrane; Golgi apparatus. The coding region runs from base 161 to 805 and encodes 214 amino acids. NCBI's taxonomy places the organism in Eukaryota, Metazoa, Chordata, Actinopteri, Cypriniformes, Catostomidae. Gene Ontology annotation, molecular function: SNAP receptor activity; SNARE binding. The record is from RefSeq and is a predicted model, not a curated record. Gene Ontology annotation, biological process: vesicle fusion; intra-Golgi vesicle-mediated transport. The transcript is spliced from 6 exons.